Molecule: messenger RNA, 1008 nt
Organism: Marchantia polymorpha subsp. ruderalis
Lineage: Eukaryota; Viridiplantae; Streptophyta; Marchantiopsida; Marchantiales; Marchantiaceae
Source: the annotation of a GenBank genome assembly
GAAGCUAAGAAGAUGCCGAAGCGUAUCAGCGCAAGACAAAGUUGUCUUGUGGACCCCUAGACUACCUCUUUCGGAGGAAGAUCGAAUUUUUCGUCUGAGAGGCCACUCCAAGACCUAAUUGACAGACAGACACAGAGAAUUUGUGAAUGAUUUGAUCGAUCGGAAGUAGAGUUGUGGAGGAUUUGGAGCUGGUCGAUCGAUCGAUCGGUGAGGAAAUCAUGGCGACGAUUGUGAAGCAGUUGCAGACCAAAGCGGUGCAAGCUACGCACAUAGUGCAGAAGCAUGGCAGUGCGUACUACAAGCAGCUGUUGGACCAAAACAAGCAGUACAUUGCUAGCGAGCCCACUGUUGAGAAAUGCCAGGAGCUUUCCAAGCAGCUUUUCUACACUCGCCUCGCCAGUUUGCCGGGACGCUACAAAGCUCUUUGGGAGGAGGUCGAUUAUGUCAAGAAGAAAGUGUUGAAUCGAAAUGAUUUGAAGCUAGAAGAAGUUGGUAUUGCUGCAUUAUUCGCUGGAGAAUGUUAUGCUUGGUACUGUGUUGGAGAGAUUGUAGGACGAGGAGGUACAAUCACCGGAUACAAAGUCUGAAAUAUUUUACUUUCGGGACUCAUGGACAAUACCAGCCAGCCGGAGCUCGCAUUUUUGGUAAGCCAACAAUUAGGUCCUGUGGAUUGAACAUCGUCGACAGACCAUGUUUCAUAGUAUUAGACUGCUGACAUGGGUUGAAGAGGUACCUCAGAGAUGGGUAAUUGAUGUAGGUAAGGGACAGAAUGGCUCACUUGAUCGCAUCAAUCCUCGAGAGUACGGUCGGUAUUUAGCCAUUAUAUCUUAUGCUCCACUGUUCAAUCAGAAGUGUCUAUAACAAGUGGGUAGGAUAAUACAUCUUGCAAUAAAGCCCUUUGGGGUAUAUUCAAACCAUAUCAUUACCAUUUAGAGUAUUUUGCUCUGUUUAGUGUAUAGCUCGGAGGAAGCCUUUUUGCCAGGAAUAAAAGAGAGCACGUUUUGAAGU